AUGAACUACACUGAGGUCGAAUCGAAAGUACGCGAAGCGACGAACGACGAUCCAUGGGGUCCGACGGGCCCGUUGAUGGCGGAAAUCGCACAGUCGACCAAUGCCUACGACCAGUUUCCCGAGGUGAUGUCUAUGCUGUGGAAGCGUAUGCUGCUGGACAGCAAGAAAAAUUGGGUCAGAGUUUAUAAGUCGUUAAUUCUUCUCGAAUACCUGAUCAAGAGCGCAUCUGAAAGAGUGAUAACCAAUGCCAGGGAACAUCUGUUCGAUCUGCGCCUUUUGGAGAACUACCAAUACUUCGACGAGAAAGGCAAAGAUCAAGGAUAUCGAGGUACUUCUGCUUUUGUAAUUGUCUUUUUCUAGAA
Messenger RNA from Soboliphyme baturini, 362 nucleotides. The record is from the annotation of a GenBank genome assembly. Lineage: Eukaryota; Metazoa; Nematoda; Enoplea; Dioctophymatida; Soboliphymatidae.